AUGUCCGCUCUCUAUAAGAAGACGGAUGAGUACCAGCAGUACCUAGACCUAGGUCCAGAGAAGCUUGCCCUGCCCGCAUAUACCAACGAUGAAAAUGGAAACAUCAUCCUGUAUGCAGGAGAGGUAUUCUGUCGCGCUCAAAACUGCCCGAAGGCAAAAGAGGCAUACUCAUCUCUAAAUAACCUCAAGAAGCACAUUCAGAACACGCAUGAUGAUCUCACGGUUAAGGCGUCUGGCGGUGGUCCCCCCAAGCUCAAGGCGCAGCAGGCGGCCAUUGACUGGUACAAGAAGUUGGUUGACGACUACCUCCACAAGGAGGAUGAACCCGAGCUCCCUCCCCUCCCCAAGAAGAAGGAUGGAACUGUCAAUAUCACUGAGAUGAAGAAACAGGUGCGGAGCUUUGGGGUGUCAGUCCCUUGUGAUGAGUGCAAGGCCAAGAAAAUGAACAAAAUUACUAGAAUGCUGUUCAGAGGGAGCUCGUGCCUGGUGUGGCUGUUUCGACCUCUUCGCCAAGAAGCAGAGGAGGAGAGUGAGAGUGAAGAGAGCGAGCUUACUGAGGAGGAACAUGAGGAAGAUUAA
Molecule: messenger RNA, 579 nt
Organism: Aspergillus pseudoviridinutans
Lineage: Eukaryota; Fungi; Ascomycota; Eurotiomycetes; Eurotiales; Aspergillaceae
Exons: 7
Coding region: 1-579 (192 amino acids)
Source: RefSeq, a predicted model, not a curated record